Homo sapiens (human) is the source of this 1229-nucleotide messenger RNA. RefSeq names its product cortexin domain containing 2 (gene CTXND2). The transcript has 2 exons. NCBI's taxonomy places the organism in Eukaryota, Metazoa, Chordata, Mammalia, Primates, Hominidae. The record is from RefSeq and is marked validated. The coding region runs from base 252 to 419 and encodes 55 amino acids. Gene Ontology annotation, cellular component: membrane.
GAACUAUUCAUGAAGCUUCUGAGUUCAGCGUGGGAGUGGGGAAGGGAGAGAGCUACCAACCACUCUCCUUUUGUGGGAAGAGGUUGAUAAAAACAGAGGCUGCCAAGAGAUGUACUUGAGUAGGAGGAGACUGCCCUGGCAACAAGUGAAUGUAGCCUUGGAUAUCCGCUCUCAGAAGGAAUAUGACAAAUCUGAAGCUAUACCUGAGGAAUUAGCUGGAGCUGGACAACAGUAACGAGGUGCAAGUCCCCAUGGAAGAUUCAAGCCUGUCCAGUGGUGUUGAUGUGGACAAAGGCUUUGCCAUUGCCUUUGUUGUUCUUCUGUUUCUGUUCCUAAUAGUGAUGAUUUUUCGGUGUGCCAAGCUGGUGAAGAAUCCCUACAAGGCCAGCUCCACAACCACAGAACCAUCUCUGAGCUGAAGUAUAAUAAAACCUGGUAGACUCCCCCAAGCAAGAGAUUUGAAAUCUGUUAUACACACUUUAUAUUAUUUCACCUCCCUGUUUCUCAGCCUUCUCACUCUUGCAUUCCACAGUGAGAUGAAACACAAGCCAGUUUGUAUUGUUCCUGUUCAGGGAAAUGGCUACUAAAGUGAGAUAAAGGUUGAAUUUAUUGGCUAGAAUAAGGCCAUAGAUUUUAAUUCUUCAGUGCCUAAGGUCCUUAGGAUGAGACAGUGGGCCAUAAUUUUAUGAUGUAAUGUAACAUAAUGUCAUCAUGCUUGGUAAGGUCCACCUGAAACUAGAAGCUCACCUAGAGGUGGCAGACUUGAAUGAUCCCUUUAGUUAUGCAAAUGUAGGCUCAGCAGAAACCAAAUGUCCUAUAAGAAGAGUGUAACCAGAUUGUUUUAGUGUGUGAAGUUUUAUAAAAUCUGCUGUUCUUAAGUGGGCAGAACUCUCUGGUAGAAGGGGACUAAUUUGCUGUGGGUGAAUUCCUUAAUCUCUCUCAUCCCAAAUUUCCUCAUCUAUAAAAUAAUAUGUAGAGGUUUCAGUGAGGGCCCCAGAAAAGAUAUAUCCGUGUCCUAACCCCUGGAAUGUGAGCUUAUUUGGAAAAAUGGUCUUUGCAAAUAUAAUUAAGAAUCUCAAGAUAAAUUCAUCCUGAAUUAUCUAGGUGAGACUUAAAUCCAAUGACUCCCCUAGAGAUUCUGGUACCCCAGUAUGGUCUUACUAACACCUUGAUUUUGGACUUCCGGCCUUCACAACUGUGAGGAAAUAAAUUUCUGUUGUUUUAAGGCA